Molecule: messenger RNA, 1077 nt
Organism: Solanum dulcamara
Lineage: Eukaryota; Viridiplantae; Streptophyta; Magnoliopsida; Solanales; Solanaceae
Product: pirin-like protein At1g50590
Exons: 5
Coding region: 108-986 (292 amino acids)
Source: RefSeq, a predicted model, not a curated record
CUUUUGACUGGCCCAUUUUCAACUAACAAACUUUCCCUAUAAAUUGCUCCUAAUUUAGACAACCAACAAAAACACAUAAAUAUAGACAUCAUCAGCAGAAACUAAAAAUGCCGCCGCGUUCUGUCGUCAAGAAAUUUCUCGCAAGGCCUCAACAUGAAGGACUUGGUGCUGUUGUCAGAAGAAGCAUUGGAAGGUUUGAGUUGAGAUACUUUGACCCUUUUCUUGUUUUGGAUGAAUUCUCAGUUUCUGCUCCUGCUGGGUUUCCUGAUCAUCCACAUAGAGGCUUUGAAACGGUCACCUACAUGUUACAGGGAGCGGUAAAGCAUGAAGAUUUUGAAGGUCAUAAAGGUAUCAUUGAAGCUGGUGAUUUACAAUGGAUGACUGCUGGAAGAGGAAUAGUUCAUUCUGAAAUGCCUGCUACUGAGGGAACUCAAAAGGGUUUACAAUUGUGGAUUAAUCUCUCCUCCAAACAUAAAAUGAUACAACCGCGGUACCAAGAGAUACCAAGUGAAAACAUAGCAGAAGCCACAAAAGAUGGGAUCAAGGUGAGAAUAAUAGCAGGGGAAUCACUAGGAGCAAAAUCAGCCAUAUACACAAGGACUCCAACAAUGUAUUUGGAUUUCACUCUAAAGCUAGGAUCCCAUCUUCAACAACCAAUUCCAAAAUCAUACAAUGCAUUUGUGUAUGUCUUGGAAGGUGAAGGCAAUUUUGGGCCACAUGAAUCAACAUCAGUAGCAGCACAUAAUCUACUUUUAUUAAGUGGAUCUGGUGAUGGGCUUGAGGCAUGGAACAAAUCAACAAAGCCCUUAAGGUUCAUAUUGGUGGGUGGUGAACCAUUAGGGGAACCAGUAGCACAAUUGGGGCCUUUUGUGAUGAAUACUCAACAAGAGAUUGAUCAAACUGUUGAAGAUUUUGACAAUUAUACCAAUGGUUUUGAAAAAGCCAAGCAUUGGAGGUCACAAGCCAGAAUUGGCCUUGAUUAUUAGUGUCAAAAAAUGACAAAAAUACUUGUACUAACUUUGGCAGUAGAUUCAAAAUAGUCCCUUCAAUAUUACUUGAUCAGUUUCAAUCUUUUAA